Pogona vitticeps (central bearded dragon) is the source of this 1293-nucleotide messenger RNA. Lineage: Eukaryota; Metazoa; Chordata; Lepidosauria; Squamata; Agamidae. The record is from RefSeq and is a predicted model, not a curated record.
AACUCGAGCCGUUCUUAAGUCAAGACCCCACUGUAGAUCCAACCCAUUCUCAUUCAUAAAUGAGUUGUUUAUAUGGCCCUAGUUAACAUUGGUCAAAAUGAACUUACUUUUAGGAAAAACACAAUUCUCUGGUACAGAGUAUACUCUGAAGAUCCUAUAUUCAGCCACGUGCAUUACAUAUUAAAGGAUCUCACAUGACAAGAUUAGCAAUGAUCUUGGUCUGAUGUUCUUUUCUCUGUGGAACCAACAGUACUAGAUUAGAACCACAGCUUCGUAUUUUAGUGAAGGAUCUGAUUUGACUCCCUUCUGGAACCUGGGUUCAAUUAGAUGCCAUUCUGAAGAUGUUUAGGGUGAAAUACUGAACACAUUUCCUAUGGACUGAAUGAUAUGGAUCAUAGUUCCUACAGUUCAACUAGACAAGAUGUUCAACUCACAUUUCAAAGAAGAGUUCCUCUAACUGGUAAAAUUUCACAGAUCUUCCAGAAAGGUCCCGCAGUCGUCUACCGACACAAAAACGCCUGCCGUCUCGGAUGGGAACUGUAUGAGGGCAACUGCUACUCUUUUUCUGAGGUAGAGAAAACAUGGGAUGAGAGCCAGCACAGUUGUGCCUCAUUAAACUCUUCUCUUGCAGUCGUCAACAACAGAGAAGAAUUGAUGUUCCUAAAGGAGAGAACAGAAGGUGUCAACUACUUCUUCAUUGGUCUAACCAAGAAAGGCUCCGGUGGACAAUGGAAAUGGAUUGACAACACAGUGUAUGACCCUGACAUGUUUCAUAUGUCAGUCCAAGAUUUUGAUUGUGGUGUGGUUGGGUUGAACACCCUAAGCUCAAUGUCAUGUUCUGUAACAAACUACUGGAUUUGUGAGGAAAUAUAGGAACGCGCCUAUGAACCAGAAAUCCUCAGAACCUCAGUCAUCUAGAAUUAGAACACAUUGCUCUGCGAAGAAAGUUUGGCUCUGAAGAUGCGUCUUUUCCUUUGUACAACAAGUUGCAUCAAGUUGUCGCCUUGACGCCCAUCUGACUUUGGGCACUUUCAGCAGCUCAUUGCCACCAGAUGAGCCACAGGUAGAGUAGCCACGUCAGCCCUUUCCCAUUCCCGGAGAUUUCAGGACCACAAACGGAGACCAGCAGAUUGGACCUUAUGAGGUCAUGAGGGCAGGCUCUUGUUUUACGAUUGCAAAAAUAACAUGUGUGUGCAACCACGCAUGUGUGUGACAAUAUACGGGAGAUGGUGCUGAUUUCUUGUACUACUCUCUCCUAUACGUGUAAAAAACAGAUAAGCAAUUUUGCGAUCA